AUGACUUUCGCUUUCCGCUUCGCGAAUGGCACAAGGAGAAAUGCAUAUCAUAUCAAAUCUUAUUCACAAUAUACAACAACAGCAACAGUAUUGAGAGUUGCUCGAGCAACCAAUGUGAUACCGUUCACUCAACCUCCCUUCUUGCAAGCUUUUUCGAAAUCACCGACCGAGCUGUCUCGUGCAUUCCAUGCAUCACCAUAUUAUACAAGAACGAGAUUCUCAAAAUGUGUACCGGUUAUCGGUCGUGCCGCGUCCUCCUCUCGAUCAGUCUACACGCUUAGACCACCUCGACCACCCCGCCUUCCUCAAUAUUCUGAAUACGACCGAUUUCAAUCCGCCGUUCCGAUAUAUCGCAAACGCAUCUUUUGGGCAUACGUUGGCGUAUUUGGCGGGUUUUUCGGAUAUUACUAUUUAUCUCACCUCGAGGAAGUUCCCAUAACUAAUAGGAAACGGUUCAUGAACGUGUCACCCAAGCAGGAAGAGUAUAUGACUCAGCAGGCGUAUAAAGAGGUCAUGUCCAAAUUCGGUCAUAGGAUAUUGCCGGCGCGGCAUCCUGAUUCAAAGUUUGUCAAGAAAGUGGCUGAAAAGAUUAUAAAAGUUUCACCGAUUGAACAUCUUAACUGGCAAUUUCAUGUGAUUGCUUCAGAUGAAAAAAAUGCGUUUGUUCUUCCAGGUGGAAAGGUGUUUGUGUUUACUGGUAUAUUACCAGUCACUCAGAAUGAAGAUGGGUUGGCUGCUGUACUUGGACAUGAGAUUGCUCAUCAGGUUGCUAGACACAAUGCUGAAAAACUUUCAUACGUAAAGAUUUUACUAUGGGUUCAGAUAUUGUCUAGUUUCUUCAUUGAUCCUAGUCUUUUAAACAGGCUUUUCUUGGAGAUUGGAAUACUGAUGCCAUUCUCGCGCAAGAUGGAAAUUGAAGCCGACGAAAUUGGACUCUAUUUAAUGGCUCAAGCAUGUUAUGAUCCUACAGAAGCAACGCGCCUUUGGGAAAGAAUGGAUCGUCUACAACGGCUGUCUCCUCCACAAUUCCUCAGCACCCAUCCCUCUCACAAGACACGACAGAAAAAGAUACAAGAAUGGUUGCCCAAGGCUCUUCAAUUGCAAGAACAAAGUGAUUGUCAGCAUGAAAUAGACGACUUUGCUUAUGCGAUUAAAAAACUAAAGCCACAAUGGGUAUCGUGGUAA
This is a messenger RNA of Paraglomus brasilianum, 1185 nucleotides long. The record is from the annotation of a GenBank genome assembly. NCBI's taxonomy places the organism in Eukaryota, Fungi, Glomeromycota, Glomeromycetes, Paraglomerales, Paraglomeraceae.